Messenger RNA from Drosophila grimshawi, 1433 nucleotides. Its product is annotated as neurotrophin 1. Lineage: Eukaryota; Metazoa; Arthropoda; Insecta; Diptera; Drosophilidae. Gene Ontology annotation, biological process: regulation of Toll signaling pathway; central nervous system formation; innate immune response. The record is from RefSeq and is a predicted model, not a curated record. The coding region runs from base 40 to 1362 and encodes 440 amino acids. Gene Ontology annotation, cellular component: extracellular region. Gene Ontology annotation, molecular function: Toll binding; growth factor activity. The transcript is spliced from 4 exons.
ACAGUUAAACCCACUCUUCACUUUCACAGCGAACAGAUCAUGGGCAGCAUUCGCCGGCACAAGAAUGCGAUGAGUGCUCUUCUCGCCGAGUUCUACGACAAGCCCAACAACAAUCUUGAGUUUGGUGAUGAGUUCGACGAUUAUGUGACCAACAAAAAGCGGCGUGAGGAUGAGGGCAGCGCCGGUGGCAUGUGCCAGAGUGUUGUGCGUUAUGCCCGCCCCCAAAAAGCCAAAGCCGCCUCGGGUGAAUGGAAGUUCAUUGUGAAUACGGGACAGCACACACAAACUCUGCGCCUCGAGAAAUGCAGUAAUCCUGGGGAUAGCUGUUCGUAUCUGGCGCAGACUUAUCGCUCGCACUGUUCGCAGGUGUACAACUAUCAUCGACUGUUGAGUUGGGACAAGGUGCGUGGAUUGCAUGUGGAUAUAUUUAAGGUGCCCACCUGCUGCUCGUGCCAGGUGGAUGGCUAUCGCCAGCAGUUCCCACCACUCUCCACCAUACAGGCCAAGGAUUAUACGCCGAUAAACAAUUAUAAGCUCGAUAAUGGCUAUAGCACCAUCAAUGAGGAGGAUCUCGACUAUAACGAUGAGAGCGAUGAGGAUGAUCUGGGCUUGAGUUAUUCACCAUACAAUCAUCAUCGCGAUACGAAUGAGUUGAGUUAUUUGGCCAGCAAAAAGGUGCGCUCCAAGCUGCCACUGCCCUCCAGUGUGGGUCCCUAUUUGAGUCCACCCGAUGAUGACAAUCACUUUGGCAGCUAUAAGCCCGCUCACAAGAGCAGCAGCAGUUCCAGCUCCAUUUCCAGUUCCAGCUCCCCUUCCAGUUCUAGUUCGAAAAAUUAUUAUCAACAUUUGAGCCGCCGGCGGCCGCAGCAACACAAUGAGCCACGUGUCGAUGUGGAUCUGAGUCUGGAUUUGGCUGGCAGCGAGACGCAGUCGGAACAAGAGCCACCACCACCACUGGAGGAACAGCACGCUUACCCAUACAGCACGUAUCCCACAAACCACAGACCACAGCAGCUGCAGCAGUCCCCAGUAGUGGUAGCCUACCAGCCCGAACAGGAGCUGCAGCAGCAGCAGCAAGUGGUGGUGCCACCUAUGCCCAUGAAGCAGCCGGGUCUGUUGCAUCCGGCGCAACUGCACCAUCUGACGCUGCCUUCCACCCGGGUCAGCGGAUCAGUCACUAUGCCAACGGCGAGAAGCCGCGACCUCGCUUCUAUGCGCCCCUCCCGACGACGCCCGCUGCUCCAGUCACGAUCCCAGCUGGCGCAGCGACGCCAUUAUUAUCACCAUCCAGCAGCAGCAGUACCACCACAGUCCAGCAGAAGCAAUCGACGCCACAGUUUUCACAGCCAGCAUCACAUCUAAAUUCCAUCUACAGCAAUAGUAAUCAUCAUAACAAUGGCAGUCGUCGCAUCAACUACAGCUAUCAUCCUAUC